UGCCCCCCAUUCUCACCUUCAAGAACAUCGCAUAAUCCACAAGACAAAGGCAGAAGCAUCGGCGGCAGCGGCCGGAAGAAGAUUGUGUUGAGGAGGAGCCAGUUGAGGAGGAGCCAGCUUUUACUGAUUCCUUCAGUUUGUUGCCAAGAAGAGGAGAGCAAAUCAUGGGGAUGGCGGUGAGGAGGGAGAGGGACGCAGAGGCCGAGCUGAACUUGCCGCCCGGGUUCCGGUUCCACCCGACGGACGACGAGCUGGUGGAGCACUACCUGUGCCGGAAGGCGGCGGGGCAGCGCCUCCCGGUGGCCAUCAUCGCCGAGGUAGACCUGUACAAGUUCGACCCGUGGCACCUGCCGGAGCGGGCGCUGUUCGGCACCAGGGAGUGGUACUUCUUCACGCCCAGGGACCGCAAGUACCCGAACGGGUCACGCCCCAACCGCGCCGCGGGCAACGGGUACUGGAAGGCCACCGGCACGGACAGGCCCAUCGCGCCCCGCGGGCGCACGCUGGGUAUCAAGAAGGCGCUCGUCUUCUACGCCGGCAAGGCGCCGCGCGGGAUCAAGACGGACUGGAUCAUGCACGAGUACCGGCUCGUCGACGCCGGGCGCGCCACAACAGCCAAGAAGGGAUCGCUCAGGUUGGAUGAUUGGGUGCUGUGCCGGCUGUACAACAAGAAGAACGAGUGGGAGAAGAUGCAGCUGGGGAAGGAGGCCGCCUCCGCCGCCACCAAGGAGGAGGCGGCGGACAUGACCACCUCCCACUCGCACUCGCACUCGUGGGGCGAGACGCGCACGCCGGAGUCCGAGAUCGUGGACAACGACCCGUUCCCGGAGCUGGACUCGUUCCCGGCGUUCCAGGACCCGGCCGCGCAGAUGAUGGUGCCCAAGAAGGAGCAGGUGGACAACGGGGACGCCGCCAAGAACCUGUUCGUGGACCUUAGCUACGACGACAUCCAGAGCAUGUACAGCGGGCUCGACAUGCUGCCGCCGACCGGGGAUGACUUGUACUCCUCGCUCUUCGCAUCGCCGAGUGUCAAGGGGAACCAGCCAGCCGGCGCCGGCGGCUUGGCCCCCUUCUGAAGCAAGACGACGUCAUGGGGAGGGAACAUGAUGAUCUUGCAGGGUUACAAACUCUGUAAAUACGGCAUAGGAGUCGAACCAGAACCAGAACCUGGACCUGGACCUGGACCUGAUGGGGGUGACGAGGUUCAGAGUGUCGGUGCAGUUUAUAUGGAGUCUCAGUGUUGGCGCCGUUAGAUACAUGUAGCCUUUUCUCCUCUUAGAUUAAACCAACGAAAUUUUGUUGUUCUUGCCUA
Messenger RNA from Phragmites australis (common reed), 1312 nucleotides. RefSeq names its product NAC domain-containing protein 2-like. Gene Ontology annotation, biological process: regulation of DNA-templated transcription. Lineage: Eukaryota; Viridiplantae; Streptophyta; Magnoliopsida; Poales; Poaceae. Bases 165 to 1076 code for a protein of 303 amino acids. The record is from RefSeq and is a predicted model, not a curated record. The transcript is spliced from 2 exons. Gene Ontology annotation, molecular function: DNA binding.